AGUGAUUCUUUAAAGGUUCGUCCAUCCUGGUCAUUUCACUGAGUAGUUGACAGUUAUACAAAUGUUUUAAACCCACAGAGUUUAUACAGUUGUUUAUACAGUUUUAUUGUAUAAACACUUGUGGACACAAGUUGUGGAGUUUUGACUCGUCAAGAUUAUCAAUAAUAUUUAAGAACCUGAAAAGUAACUGAAUCUGCCUGAUUUCAGGUAAAAAGAAUAAAGUAGAAUAAAAUGUGAUUGAUGAAGCAGUACUGAAGGAGUCGUACUGCAAAAUAUACUUCAGUAUAGUACUAGAGUAAAUGUAUUUUGUUAGUUUGUUCCACUGCAACCAAAUAAAUAUUUCUAACUAAUCUGACUUCUUCCAGUGUGUUUAUUGGCGCUGACUUACUUUCAUUUUAACAUUUAAGAAGAAGUUACUUCCCACUUUUCACUGCAGAGAUAAACACCAGCCUUCAAACUUCUUCUCUAUGUUUCAGUCCACUGCUUCUUCAUGGUACUUUUAUUAAAUAUAACAUGAGGAUGAUCAGGAUCAACUGCUCUGUGUCUCUGGUGACUUUCCUGUGGAUGAUGAUUCUUGUCAGAGCAGAUACUGAUGUGACCUGUGUUGUCGAGGAAAACUGCAUCUUACCGUGCAGUUUCCAGGAAGACCCUGAAGUAGUCAUUCAGUGGACUAAGCUGACAGAAGGACUCCCUCGUGUUCACUCAUUUUCCAAGAAUCAAGACCAGCUUGAAGACCAGGACCAGAACUUCAGAGGCAGGACAUCACUGUUCAAGGAUCAGAUCCCCAGAGGAAACGCCUCACUGCUGCUGACAGGAGUCAAGUCUGAGGACUGGGGACAAUAUCAGUGUUACACGAGGACAACCAGUGGAAUUGAGAGGUCAAUCAUCAACGUGGAAGUCAAAGAUACUGACGUGAACUGUUUUGCAAUUGGAAACUGCAUGUUACCGUGUAGUUUCCAGGAAGACCCUGAAGUAGUCAUCCAAUGGACUAAACUGACAGCAGGACGCCUUCGUGUUCAUUCAUUCUACAACAAUCAAGACCAGCUUGAAGACCAGGACCAGAACUUCAGAGGCAGGACGUCACUGUUCAAGGAUCAGAUCUCCAGAGGAGACGCCUCACUGCUGCUGACAGGAGUCAAGUCUGAGGACCGUGGAAAAUACCAGUGUUACACGAGGACAACCAGUGGAGUCAAGAAGUCAAUCAUCAACCUGAAUGUGGACAAUAAUUCAGUCGCAUUUGGAUUCAUCAUAUUUGGAAUAGUCGUAGCAGUAUUCAUAGGAAUAUGCAUAUUCGUAUGCAUAUGCGUAUAUAUAUGCAUACACCUAAAAGAUAUGCAAAGACGGAACCAACCCAUAACAGUCCAAUACAGUCGUGGAACAUCUGAAACAUCAUCUCCUCCAAAUGGUGAAAACCAACAACAAGACAACAACAGUCAUCUGCUUGAUCCAAAUGCAGAAUGAAGUGACUCUGAUCACACUGAUCUGAUCUUCACCACUGACUUCAAACCAGUGGAUGAACCACAGGACAGAGACAGACCUUUAAAGGUUUUAAAUGACAUCAGGUGUAACAUGGACUCACUAAAACUAACAGUCCUGGUUUUACUGGAUCUUAGUGCAGCUCCUGAUACAGUAGACCAUCACAUUUUAUGAAACAGACUCAGAAACCUGGUCAAUAUCUCCGCUGCUGGUUUUAUUUGGUUCAGUUCUUAUCUCACAGAUCAACAUUUCUCUGUUAGUCUGGAUACAUGUUCCUCCAGAACACAUGAAGUAUGGGGUGUCCCAAGGGUCAAUUUUUGUUCUGUAUAUUGUUUUUAACAGUUCAUGUUCAUGGCUCCAAAAGUACAGAUGGUGUUUGUCUCGGUCUGGUUCACAGAUGGAGGCUUCACUGACCCUUCUGUUCUUACAGACAUGAACUGACCAUAGAUGCUGGACUGUCCUGUGGUAGACCCAGUUAGAGCUGCAGGUGACACUGUUUCCUUCCUCAACUAUGUUGACUUCAUGGACUGGAGCUGGGAAAAAAUAAACUUCUCUGUGGCGUCCAUUUGUUCAAUAACUUAAUUGCUUUUUGUAAUGCACUUUAUUUCAGAAAUUAUGCAGGUUCAAGGUUCUUUCCAGCAGGGGGUGCUGUACCAUCUUUCAUUCAUUUACACAUCUCGUUAAAGUGAGACAUUGAUCUCGGUUCUUAGUCUGUGCAGCUGCUUCUAAAUAAACUAUGUUUUAGUCAUGGACACAGAACAACACUGUGGAUUAAUGAAGAGUCUUUAAUUUGAUUAUUUUUAGACGACAGUGGAUCAAAAAGCUAAAUGUCUGUUUCAGUUUAAAUUGUUGAGUGUAAGAAAAUAAAGGAAAUGUCCUGAGUGAGUUCACAUCCCUCUGCUGCAGUUCCUGUGCAUUGGAGUGAACUGAACUCACACACACAGGUAUGUACUACAGGACUACUCAGGAUUGAGAGGGUCCAGAGGGUUUCUGUGUAAAUCUCUGGAUGGAGGGGAGAGUCCAGGAGCUAAGUCGAAGAUAGUUCACGUAGUGAUAGAGUGAAAGAGCAGUCCAGCCCUUAUCAGGUGGGACUCAUCAAUUCUUUUUCAUCUGACGCUGCCGUUCAGCGGAAGUACCAAAGUAAAAACUUAAUUCUGAGCAGUGUUUUGUUAUGACAGCAUCUCUAUGUUGGUCUCUCUCUCUCCGUGCUGAACUUCACUCACUGACUGACUGCAUGUGCCCGAUUCAUUGGUCGGAAGAGUGAUUUUGAACUGAGAUUUAGAUUUUCAUCAAUGACAUUUAAGACCCUCCCAGUUUCAACACCUCAAGAUUUAAUCUUGCAUGAAGUUGUAAUAGAAAAUUACAUCUUUAUUUUCACUUCUCUGCUGCCUGGAUUUGCUUAUGAAACCUUUUAUCCCACAUGAGUUAAUAACAAGUCAAAAUAAGUUCAGCUGAAGUUAACUAUAAGUGCGACGUUAAGUUACGCUACAGACGUUCGCUGUCUCCCUUUACUUCGCUUACACUUCCUCUUGACCCAGUUCUCACCUCCUUUCUGUGCAGAAGUACGACAUACAUGAGCAUGAACUAUAAAACUUGUUGUCACCCCACAUUCAGUGUGACAGGCUCUUAGGGUUUCACUCUGUUUGCAUGUCUCCUUCUGUGCAGGAUGUUUGCAAAUAAACCAA
This is a messenger RNA of Mugil cephalus (flathead mullet), 3161 nucleotides long. RefSeq lists its product as uncharacterized. NCBI's taxonomy places the organism in Eukaryota, Metazoa, Chordata, Actinopteri, Mugiliformes, Mugilidae. The record is from RefSeq and is a predicted model, not a curated record. Gene Ontology annotation, biological process: immune response; cell surface receptor signaling pathway; T cell costimulation. The coding region runs from base 514 to 1461 and encodes 315 amino acids. Gene Ontology annotation, cellular component: external side of plasma membrane. The transcript has 5 exons.